AUGGCGUGGGAUAUGGCCAAAAACAUUGAUCUAUUCGACUCACCCAAUGAUCUCGCAAUAGUCUUAGCUGGAGAGACUAUUCCCGGCCAAUUUCCUGCCUUAUUUCAGACUUUCAGCCGUUGGAAGACUCAAUUCAACACCGACACAGUUUUGGCUGAAGCCUCAGAGUUUCGUAAUGCUGCGAACAGGGGCAAUAGUCGUCUUAACAUUCCACAAUCAGUCGAGGGUGCCCAGAUAGCAAAGGAGCGUGCUGAAGCUGCGAAACAGUCAGUCAAAGAGGCACGGGCCAUUGAGAAACAGCGAGCCGCCAAGGCCAAGGAGGUUGAGCAAGCGCGGCGCGCGCAGGAAAAGCGGGAGGCUGAGGAGCGUGCAAAGGCAAUCAAGGAGGAGGAGCGAGCCAGACCCAGCGCCUCAAGGCGGCUAAGGAGGCCGAGCGAGCACGGCGUGUGCAGGAAAAGGCAAAGGGAGAAGGUUCAACUUCACGAGAGCUUUCAACCAAAGCCGCCAACACAUCCGACGCACCCCAUCGAAACCUUGAUGAUCGACCCGCGUUUGAGUCAGCUCGGACCAACUUGA
Molecule: messenger RNA, 576 nt
Organism: Melampsora larici-populina 98AG31
Lineage: Eukaryota; Fungi; Basidiomycota; Pucciniomycetes; Pucciniales; Melampsoraceae
Exons: 4
Coding region: 1-576 (191 amino acids)
Source: RefSeq, a predicted model, not a curated record